AUGAACGUUGUCUUGGAUUCUGUCUUGGGACGUCACACCCUCGCUUAUCUGGACGAUGUGGUGGUUGCAUCGGCAAGCUUCAGCGAACACCUGCAUCUCCAGGAGACUCUAGCCCUUCUGCAUGACGCAGGGAUGAAGUUAAACCUGGAGAAGUGUGAACUUGCUAAGCACCAGGUGAAGUUCUUGGGAUUCAUUGUUGGUCCUGAGGGUGUGAGACCCUACCCCACCAAGACUACUGCCAUUGCUGAGAUGAAACGAUCUCGCUCAGUGCAGGAUGUCCGCCUCUCCUGGGGGUUCGUGGCGAUGGCUAAGCCCCUGACAGCCCUUACCAAGAAAGGGGUGAAGUUUGAGUGGGGAGAUGCUGCUCAGCUGGUCUUCACCACUUUGAAGGACACCUUGGUAAGGAACCCUGUGCUUUGCCUGCCAAACUUCAGUCAACCCUUCGAGGUGCACUGCGACGCCAGCACACAGGCUUUAGGUGGGGCCCUUCUUCAGCAUGAUGCAGAGGGUGUGCCUCAUGCUAUUGCCUACUGGUCCCGCACCCUGAAGGAUGCUGAGACCCGAUACGCCGUUAUCGACCUGGAGGCGCUGGCUGUGUUGGUAGCCGUCCGAGAACUGGCUGUGUUGGAAGCUGUCCGAGCCUUCGACCCGUACAUCUAUGGUCGACGGUUUGAAGUCUGGACAGUUCACCAGCCCCUGAUUGAGGUAUUUUCCGGGCGCACAAAGAGCACCCGUCUGAGUGAUGGAUCUCCACCUGCGCAGAAAGCUUGCCCACUAGAGCAGGCCCAAGAGCCACAUGAGGAUGCUACAGACCCGCUGGACCUCACCAGGAUGACGGCUGUGCAAGUGCGGGAACACCAGCUACAAGACCCAGUAUGCGAGGACAUGCUUGGUUGGCUGGAGGGUCGCCAAACUGUACCUGGGGAGAGACCUGCAGCACUUUCCAGUUUUGAGGUGGAGGGCGUCCUGUACUACCUGCGGACUUUUCCAGACCAGAACCUGCAGGGUGCCUGGUACUUCCCCAAUAUGCACCGCCUGGCGAGGGAGUAUGUGGCUAGAUGCCAUGCUUGUCAGCAGCGCAAGGGAGUGGCAGGUCGUGCUCCAAUGGAAGGACAUCCUUUACCAGAGGCUCCACUGGUGAGGGUCUCAGCCGAUCUUAUGGACCUGUGGGGAUCAGCAACAGGGUUUCAGUAUAUCCUGUCCAUUGUAGAUUAUCACACUCGGUUUAUACAGCUGGUUCCACUGCAUGACAAGAGUGCCAACAGAGUGCUGCAGGCUUUUGUGGAUCACUACAUGACACUCUUUGGGCCGCCCGGCCAUCUUUACACAGACAAUGUCCUGGAGUUCUCCUCUGAUGAGUGGCACUCGCUUCUGGAGGCAUUGCAAUGCGCCUCAGCCAUCCACCGGGCCGUGGGGGACCAGCCGUUGUACUUGCUGACAGGUUGUAUGGCGCUCUUUGGGAAGGGCCUGACUAACCGCCAGACUGCAGACCAGGACCUGUCUUUGGCUCGCCUUGCAGAUGCCUGCCGCCUAGCUGUUGAGGCUGCUCGCAACUCUGGCCCUUAUGAGGAAGGCACUCUGGUGCUGCGAAAGAUCCAAAGGAACCAUGGACCUUUGGGUGAUCGCUGGCUUGGUCCCUGCCGCGUGCAGAAGCAGUUAGGCCCUGUUAGUUACAAUGUCCUGGACCUUCGGCCCCCACACCGUGCUGUCACUGUCCAUGCCAACCAGAUGCGCCCCUAUACUCCAGCCGCUGAAGUGGACUUCCUUGAGGAGAACGACCGAGUGUUGUGUGUGUGA
Penaeus vannamei (Pacific white shrimp) is the source of this 1797-nucleotide messenger RNA. NCBI's taxonomy places the organism in Eukaryota, Metazoa, Arthropoda, Malacostraca, Decapoda, Penaeidae. The record is from RefSeq and is a predicted model, not a curated record.